Molecule: messenger RNA, 4733 nt
Organism: Loxodonta africana (African savanna elephant)
Lineage: Eukaryota; Metazoa; Chordata; Mammalia; Proboscidea; Elephantidae
Gene: ADGRE3
Product: adhesion G protein-coupled receptor E3
Exons: 15
Coding region: 545-2512 (655 amino acids)
Biological process (GO): cell surface receptor signaling pathway; adenylate cyclase-activating G protein-coupled receptor signaling pathway
Cellular component (GO): plasma membrane
Molecular function (GO): G protein-coupled receptor activity; calcium ion binding
Source: RefSeq, a predicted model, not a curated record
GCUACUCUUUCCCUGUCUCCUCUAUUAGCUGUUCUUCCAAUCCCUGACUUAAAUGAGUUCCUUGGGGCUCUGUUCUUGCUCUGCUUUCACCCUACACUCUAUCCCUAAAUGAUUUAAUCUAUUACCUUGGCAUUAAUUACCAUCUAUUUUAUUGGCUAGGGGUAGGGAACCUCUCUUUUGUGAUCCAGACUACAUAUACAAUAUGUACUGAAAUGGCAGGACCUCAAAAUCACCUUUCCCCAAACCGAUUCUACUUCCUCAAAAACCUGUUUUCCUCUAAUGUUCUCCUUUUCUGUAGCAAAGUAGCACUUUAUUCAACAAAUGCAGACAAGUAGAGCAAAAAUAAACAAAAAGCGGAAGCAAGGAUCUGAGGGUCAAAGACCAGGGAAGUUCACUUUUCUGAGAAAACAAUUUCCUAAGCCAGCUGACCUAAGACAAGUAUGUCAAAUCUCUUGAGGUUUCCUUGAGAUAGGAAAGGUAGUUGGUGUAAAGCACAACAGGGAGCCUCCAAAGCUGGCCAGUGUGGAUUACCUGCACCAUAAGAAUGCGAGGGCCAUCGCUUCUUCCAGGGCUCUGCUUCCUGCUGAGUUUGCCAGGUGCUGUGGCUCAGAAGGCCAAAGCUUCCUGCCCUCAGUGUCCUGAUAAUGCCUAUUGUGUCAAUGGGACUUACUGUACCUGUGACUCUGGAUAUACUUCUGGAUCUGGGCAAAAGUUCUUCACGUUCCCCUUGGAGAUAUGUAAUGAUAUUAAUGAGUGUAAACCACCCUAUAGCGUGUAUUGCGGAUUAAAUGCUGAAUGUCAGAACGUUGAAGGAAGUUUCCAUUGUCUCUGUGUCUCUGGAUACAGACUCCUUUCUGGGGAUAUACAAUUCAAGAAUUCCAAUGAGAACACUUGUCAGGCCGUCACCCCCUCAAAGACACCACCAACCAAAGGCAGGAAAGAGCUGCAACAGGUUGUUGAAGAAUUUGAGUCACUUGUCACCAAUAAGACUUCCUGGGAAAAAAGUGAGAAGAGAGAAGUUGCAUCCAGGGCCACCUCCAUCCUCCAAACGGUGGAAAUGAGUGUUCUGGAGGCUGCCCUGAGAGCCCCAGACCAGAGACUCCAGAGAGUCCAGAAAGUCCACAACAGUACUGUGGCUGUUGUAACUCGAGUUGUUACGGACAACUGCUCUGAGGAGAGAGAGAGCUUCAACUUGCAGGCCCAGAUGAACUCAAUGAACAUCCAGUGCAGCGCCGUCGUCCAGGGAAACACGCAAGGUCCCAAUGCAGUUGCCUUUAUUUCAUAUGCUUCUCUUGGGAACAUCAUAAAUGCAACUUUUUUUGAAGAGAUGAAUGAGAGAGAUCGAGUCUACCUGAACUCCCAGGUAGUGAGUGCUGCUAUUGCACCGGAAAGGAACAUUUCUCUCUCCCAGUCUGUCACUCUGAGUUUUCGACAUACAAAGAUGAAGCUCAAUAGCGAAAAGGCUUUCUGUGUCUACUGGGAAAGCUCCAAGAACGGCGGCCGCUGGUCCAUGGACGGCUGUUUCCUGAUACACGUCAACGAAAGUCACACCAUAUGCAACUCCACCCACCUGUCCAGCUUCGCGGUCCUCAUGGCCUUCACAAGCCAGGAGGAAGAUGCUGUGCUGGCUGUGAUCACCUAUGUGGGGCUGGGCCUCUCUCUGCUGUGCCUUCUCCUGGCAGCUGUCACCUUCCUCCUGUGCAAAGCCAUCCAGAACAUCAGCACCUCACUCAAUCUGCAGCUCUCUCUCUGCCUCUUCCUGGCCCACCUCCUCUUCCUCGUCGGGAUUGACCGAACUGAGCCCCAGGUGCUGUGUGCCAUCAUUGCAGGUGCCUUACACUACCUGUACCUGGCUGCCUUCACCUGGAUGCUGCUGGUGGGCCUGCACCUCUUCCUCACUGCAAGAAACCUAACAGUGGUCAACUACUCUGGUAUAAACAAACUCAUGAGGAAGCUCAUGUUCCCUGUGGGCUACGGAGUCCCGGCCGUGAUUGUGGCAAUUUCUGCAGCUUCCAGACCUCACCUUUAUGGAACACCUGAACGCUGCUGGCUACAUCUGCACCAUGGAUUCAUCUGGGGUUUCCUCGGCCCCAUCUGCGCCAUUAUCUGUAUAAAUUUAGUAUUUUUUUUCUUCGUCCUUUGGAUUUUGAAAAGAAAAAUUUCCUCCCUCAACAGUGAAGUGUCAACCAUCCAGAACACAAAGAUGCUGACACUCAAAGCGAUGGCUCAGCUCUUCAUCCUGGGCUGCACCUGGAGUUUGGGUAUCUUGCAGGCGGGCCCAGCUGCCCAGGUCAUGGCCUACCUCUUCACCAUCAUCAACAGCCUGCAGGGCGUCUUCAUCUUCCUGGUCUACUGCCUCCUCAGCCAGCCGGUCCGAAAACAAUACCAAACGUGGUUUAGAGAGAUCGUGAAAUCGAAGUCAGAGCCUGAGAUUUAUACACUUUCCAGCAAGCUUGGUCUUGACUCAAAAGUAAGAGAACCUGUGGCUUUUUCUACUGUCUCACCCCCUUGAUGUCCCUAACUGCCUCUCUAUGUCUUAGUCCAGAGCUCCUUUAAUGGAAAGUAGAAGGAAGAGUUAUACUCUUGUCCUGAACACUUGGUUUGUAUCUCUCAUUCUCAGAUAUUGUUCCUCAGUUACUCUUCUCUGCUCACUAACAAUAUUGAACUGACUUUUGCAUAUGUCCACAGCAUGCAAAGAGGCAAGGUAAAACAUUGGCAACACCGUGUGGUGUCCAUGUCAAGUAGAACCCUAUGAAAGGAGACAUAAGUACCAGGUAGUCAUCAUCCCCCAAACCUCCACCAUCCUGUAGAAAGGUGGACAUGGGCCCAGUGGAGUCGGCAGAUAGCCUGGAAAGGGCUCUGUGACAGGGAUCCCACCUGAGAUGCUCUACUUAAUUAUAGGGAAAGCAUGCAGGGAAUGAUGGGGCUUUCCAGGGGAAGAAAUGGCCCUGUUAGAAAGGGAACACCUCUGGAACUCAGUCGCUGGUAUUCAUCUAUUCUUCCAUUGCGCUAACUCAGGCUCAGCACACAAGGAAUGAGCUUCUAGCCUGAUCUGAGACUUCUCUUCGUAGUUCUUUCUUGUUUGCCCUGUUAGAAAGAAAAUAGAAAAUACUUCCAAGAAGGCAUGUGUGAAUGAGCAAGAAGGGCUCCAAAGCUCUAAAUCCAUAAACUCACUUCCUAUCUUGUUUGGUUUCAUGCCUUCACCAAAGAGCCUCUGAAUACUUUGUUUACAUGGAGAAAAUUCUGCUAAAUCACCUUCUGUAUUUCUUAAGAUAAUUUGGGAUUUUCCUUAGCAGUGAAAAGCUAUAUCAAGGUCACUAAAGAAAUUUCUGUCUUUUAUUGGAGGGCCGUCGUUGUUGUGUGCCAUUGACCGGAUUCCACCUCAUAGCAGCCCUGUGGGACAGAGUAGAACUGCCCCCUCGGGUUUUCUCGGCUGUACUCUUUAUGGGAGCAGAUCACCAGGUCUUUUCUCCCACAGAGAACAUCUGGUGGGUUCAAACCUACAACCUUUUGGUUAGCAGCCAAGUGCUUGACCAUUGUGCCAGAGGGGUGGUGAAUUAAUUAUGUCUUUCCACAAGGGCCAAGAGGAAAAGGGACUCUGUCAAGGAAUCUGAAAACUUUUUAUGAAUAUCAGGCUUAAUCAUUCUCAAUCAGGGUAAAAUCGUGCUAGGUGCUGACAACUGACCGUGGCCUAUAAAGUAUUUCCCAGAUAAUCCAAAAUAAUUCCCAAAGCCACUCACACCCAGGUUGCUAGUGAAAUAAGGUGAAAUAAGGAGGUUUGUUUUUAUGAUUACUUAACGUUCAAGAAACUAAAAGAUGAGUAUAUCUUUGAAAAGGGAAAAUAUAAAAUAAACACUAUGAAUCUCCCUGUAAGAAAUACAUUAGGUUUAAUUAAAAGAAUCUCUUAAGCUCUUUUUUCCACCUCCCCAGGCACAGGAUAUGAGUAAAGAGUUAGAAGCCUUUCUCUUUCUCUGUAGACAAACUUGAUCUUUGUUUAACUUUCUGGCUCUGUUCCCCUAGAAACUAGAUAAAGAAGGAAGUCAGCUGUGUAACCAGACAGCAUUAUUUAUUGUAAAAAUUAUGCGUAACUGGUAAAUGGCCAGACAAUGAAUCUGAAACUCCUGGAAGGAAGUCAUUAAUUUUGGGCUUCCUGCAUACAAUGACUCUUAUAACUGGCUGGGUCUCUUGCCAGGACUACUAGAAGCUAUGCCCGUGGGCUGCUACAGGAGAUGCUGGCUCCAUAUCUAAAUAAGUCUUCUAACUGUAAUUGUGGGAACCAAAAAGAAUACUUGCGAAGUUCGACAAUGUGUCAGCAUUCUGCUAGGCAGUGGCCAUCCAGAAAGAAACGAGACCAACUCAGUUACUGUCUUCAGGGAGUUUAGAGUCUAGCCUAUCCUCAUAGAAAAACAACAACAUUCCGAGAGCCAAAAAUUCUGUGUGAAACACUAUAUCCGAAAAUUUUUCAAAGGGUAGAAUUCUUUGGCCUGGGUUGUUGAAAAGUCCUCCCAACAUAAGCUAAAAAGAUCGCACCUGCCCUAGGACUCUAAAUGUUGGAAGAUGUGCCAUUUUGCCCACGUGUCUGCUAAAUGAAGCUCUCUGCCUUUAACCCAUUCCUGACCUUUCAUUCAGCUUUUGUUUUUUUUUUUUAUUUAUUUGUUUUUUGUUUUUAUCCUUAUAACCACCUUUAACCUAAACAUCUCUUUUGCGGGGGUGGGGGGGUUUGCAGGACAAAU